AUGAACGAAGAACAGGGUAAAGAAAGUCUGGAAGUGGUGAAGCUUGAAGUCCGAGAUGAUGAAAGCAUUCAUGUGACAGACGAUGUUAAACCUUCUGUGAAGAAAGAAGAAGAUGAAGAAUACGAAGAAGGAUCCGAUUCGGGAAGUGAAGACGAAAGGUGUAAGAAAUGUGGCAAUAAUAGCACUGACGACAAGAUAAAAGCGGAGAAGCAUGAACAAAAGAAAACAAAGCUUCUCAUGAGCAAGAAGAAGUCUCACUUGAAUCUACCAAUUUCUGACUGGAUCUCUUGUGAAAAUUGCCAAGACUGGUAUCAUUUCGCAUGCACUAGUCUUGAACAAUGGGAGUACCACAUCUACGAACAUUGGCAUUGCGAUACAUGCACACCACUUGUUGGCCCAAGCAAGAGAUUUGAAAAGCACCACCACAGCGAUAUCGUUGGUACAACGUCGAUGAGAAGGACAAACCAAUGGAAGUUGGUUCCGAGACAUGGAUUAAUCAACUACGAACUUGGGAGUGCAAUAUUCCAGCUCCGUAAGAAUAUCCGAAAAAUAGGAAGCUUCGCAAAAAUAUUUUUUUUCAGAACUGAUCAUGAAGUUUGCAUUGUGGAAAACGGCCACGACUUCAAAACAAAGUUCCAUGAGUUGGGAGGGCCUUAUAAAUGGUCCAAGGUAUUUUUGGUCAAAAAUCCAGAGGGACUCGAUAUGAAAAUGCCUGGACCAGACUUUGAUUUGGAAGACGUCGUGAAUAUCAUGUCACCUGAUUAUGAAGUGGAUACAAUCGAUGUUUUCAAUCAAAACACCUAUUCGAUGAAACUCUCCACUUUCCUCGAAAAGUUCAGAGAUAAGUCUCCGAGAUUUCUUCUCUAUAACUUUCUCUCGCUGGAGUUUUCGGAUAACGAAACGAUGAAGAACCUGGCAAAACCGCCAAAAUAUGUUCAAGACAUCUCAAUUGUGGGCAAGCUGUGGCCAGACACCUCUUCUGAUGCUUACAAUGAGCUUCUUUCCAGUGGUCUCUUUUUGCCAGAAGAUAAUAGACCAAAGGUGGAGCAAUUUUGUCUCGCAGGAAUGGCUCACUCCUAUACAGAUUUCCACGUUGACUUUGGAGGCAGCAGUGUCUAUUACCAUAUUUUCAAAGGCCAGAAGAUCUUCUAUAUCGCAGAGCCCACAGAAGCGAAUCUCGCAGCUUACGAAGCACACGAAACAUCUCACUCUUCAUCCGAAUGGUUCGGCGAUAAAAUCAAGGGGCAAGUUAAAAGAGUGGUUAUCAAUCAAGGAGAAACUCUACUGAUUCCUGCUGGAUGGAUCCACGCUGUUUACACCCCUGUUGACUCUCUCGUUUUUGGAGGAAAUUUUCUUCACCUCGGAAAUCUUAAAAUGCAAAUGCGCAUUUAUCGCCUCGAAAGUUCUGUACGCACAGCAAUAAAUUCGGCUUCUAAGUUCUACUUCCCAAAUUUCGAAUAUCUCCACUGGAUGUAUAUGAAGAACAUUCUUAUUCCAAAAAUCAAAGAAACUGUCGAAGAGGGAUCGGAUAUGCGUGAAGUAGAUGCUGGUCUCUGGAAGGCUGCACAGUACAUCUCGAAGAAACUCGACGAAUGGUACAAAAGAGAGCUACAGGAAGGAGAAGGUACUGCCGAAAAACAGGAAGUUGAUGUUUCUUUGGAAGAAAAGGGAAAAACUCUACGGACAAUUGAGAGACUUAUCUAUGCUCAAGUUAAAAAGUUCGAGCGCCCCGGAAAAGCCACAAAACGUACAUGUCAUGAGGCGACCGAAUACGACGACGAUUAUCGUCCCAACAAAGUGAAAAAGCAUCCAAAACUUUCAAAAAAGAAUAGUGUUGAGAACAUUUCAAAGAAGGAUAAAAUUAAGAAUGGAAAUGAUAAUAUCGGAGACAUUUCUGUUCAAUCUGCCUCAAGUGUACCAAAUGGAUCAUUGAAGCUAAAAGUCUUGUUGGGACCUUCGGAGGAUCAAAAGAACGCUAUACAGAUGUUUAACAGUACACAUUCUUCAUCUGGUCGAGCAGUAAAAAUUAACCAAGCAGUAACUGAUCUUUGUGGAUCCCACCUUGAAUCUCGUGUCGAAGAAAUCCCUGAAAGACCCACCAAGUCCUUUGCGGAGCUUAACGAUGAACUGGAACGUUGUGAGGCUAUUCAUUCUGGGGAAAAAGUGAAGAAAGUGAAGCCACCAAAGGUUCCAAAAGAGCCGAAAGAGCCUAAAGAGAAGAAAGACAAACCAGCCAAGAAGGCGACAACAGUUCGUGAUCGUCUUUCGAAAAAACUCAAGUUGUAA
Messenger RNA from Caenorhabditis briggsae, 2286 nucleotides. RefSeq names its product Protein CBR-JMJD-1.2 (gene Cbr-jmjd-1.2). The record is from RefSeq and is a predicted model, not a curated record. The transcript is spliced from 7 exons. Lineage: Eukaryota; Metazoa; Nematoda; Chromadorea; Rhabditida; Rhabditidae. Gene Ontology annotation, biological process: regulation of transcription by RNA polymerase II; protein demethylation. Gene Ontology annotation, molecular function: histone demethylase activity; transcription coregulator activity. The coding region runs from base 1 to 2286 and encodes 761 amino acids.